Molecule: messenger RNA, 1285 nt
Organism: Onthophagus taurus
Lineage: Eukaryota; Metazoa; Arthropoda; Insecta; Coleoptera; Scarabaeidae
Gene: heix
Product: UbiA prenyltransferase domain-containing heix
Biological process (GO): vitamin K biosynthetic process; menaquinone biosynthetic process
Cellular component (GO): endoplasmic reticulum; Golgi membrane
Molecular function (GO): prenyltransferase activity
Source: RefSeq, a predicted model, not a curated record
UUUUGACGUUUAACGUCCAGUGACAUUCAAAAGUAAGGUUAAGUUAACCUCAUUUUAAGCAAAAUUAUCGAAAAUGACCGAAAAACAAGAACUUUUAAAUGGAAAUUUAACGAAAAAAUCGAACAGCCGAUCGGGUUUAAUGAAAAUUUCGAGUUAUAUCUUAGCGUUAAGACCAUGGUCGUGGAGUGGAAGUUUAAUGCCAACCCUUCUUGGGUCAACCCUCGCCUACAAAAAUCUCAACGACACCACCGACGGUACCGAUUUUAAUUACAUAACGUUACUUUUAACGUUAUUCACCGUCGUUUGUGUUCAUGGAGCCGGAAACCUCGUCAAUACCUAUUUCGAUUUCAUAAAAGGAAUUGAUACCCGAAAAUCCGACGAUAGAAUUCUAGUCGAUCAUAUUUUAACUAAAGACGAAGUCGUUUCACUUGGAGCGUUACUUUAUUUUUUCGGCUGCAUUGGUUUUAUUCUUUUAGCCGCUUUAUCACCUGCCAAAAUGGAACAUCUCGCUUUAGUUUAUUUCGGCGGUUUAUCAUCAAGUUUUCUUUACACCGGUGGAAUUGGACUGAAAUAUAUCGCAUUAGGAGAUGUAAUUGUGCUAACAAUUUUUGGACCUGUAGCUGUAUUAUUCGCUUUUAUGUCACAAACUGGUCGUUUGGAAUGGGCAACUAUAUAUUAUGCCAUUCCUUUAGCUUUAAACACUGAAGCUAUCUUACAUAGUAAUAAUACCAGGGAUUCUGAGCAUGAUAAACGCGCGGGGAUUGUUACUUUAGCUAUUUUAAUCGGCCACACGGCUUCUCACGUUUUAUAUGCGUUUUUAUUGUUUAUUCCUUACAUUAUGUUCGUUGUUGCGUCAAUGAAAUACUCAAAAUGGUUCGUUUUACCGUUAGUUACGUUACCGAAUGCUUUUAAAAUUGAAAAGCAGUUUCGCUCGAACGAUAUUGAUUUUGUACCGAGACGAACUGCUAAAUUAAAUUUGUAUUUUGGGUUGUUGUUUGUUAUAGCGUGUUGUUUUAUCGAGGAUUUACCGUUUAUUAGUAAAAGAUAGGUUCUUUUUAAGUUUUUUUUGAUAUUUAUAUUUAUUUUUUUCUAUGUUUCUAAUUAUAUUAAAAGAGAGGCUUUAAAACAGAUUUCUUUUCGUUUAAUACUUCCAGUUUAUGACAAUAAUGAUUGAUUAAAAAGAAACAGAAAUAAAUUAAAAUUAGAUUAGACUGUAUUUAAACAAAUAAGUGGUUGUAUUGUAUAAUAGAUCGGUUUAAAAUAAUAAAAUAACUAACAAUUUUAA